Diabrotica balteata is the source of this 1481-nucleotide messenger RNA. Lineage: Eukaryota; Metazoa; Arthropoda; Insecta; Coleoptera; Chrysomelidae. The record is from the annotation of a GenBank genome assembly.
GUUAAAUCAAGAAAAUGUAAGACGAAUACAAUAUAUUAAUAUAUAAAUAAAUUAUUAUACUGAGCUUUAUAUACAUUUGUAUAGUUUGUAGUGUAUAAUUAAAGGAUUAAAAAAUCUUAAGUGUGCAUUAAAAAGAAAAAAAUAUGUCCAAAAUAGAAGCAGAACCUGUAGCUGACUUAGAAUCACAAUUUAUACUUAGAUUACCUGUGGAACCAGCUAGAGCAUUAAGAGAAGCAAUUCGGAAUAAUAAUUCAUUAAAAGAUAGAGUAGGCAUUAAAAUUGAUGAAGAUAUGCGUCAUGGUGAAGUUAGAGUAGAUCAUUGGCUCAUGGGUGCAAAAGUUGUUGAUUUACCAACAAUAGUUGAAUCAUUAAAAACAAUUGAUACCAAGGGGUUUUAUAAAACCGCUGAUAUAUGCCAGAUGUUAGUUUGUAAAGAAGAGGAUGACCAAACUACUACAGAUGAGGACUCGCCACAAAAGAAAAAAAAAGAUUCAAACAAAGUUGACAAAAAGUAUUUAUGGCCCCAUGGAAUAACACCUCCCGUUAAGAAUGUAAGGAAAAGAAGGUUUAGAAAAACUUUAAAAAAGAAGUAUGUAGAGGCUCCAGAAAUUGAAAAAGAAGUUAAACGACUUUUAAAGAUUGAUAAUGAUGCUGUCAGUGUUAAAUGGGAAGUAAUUAAUGAAGAAGAUGAAAAUAAAAUAAACAAAGGUACGGUAGUUAAGAAAAGCCCCAAAGAACCCAUUAAAAAUGUUGCCGAGCAUGAUAUAUUUGGAGGAGCAGUUAGUGAUUCAGAAGAUGAAGACGCUCAUCUUAAUGUACUGGACGUUUUGGACGAGACUAGCCAAAAUUCAGCAGAAAGUCAUCUUACUGAUUCCAAUUCUGUUCUGAAUCAUUCGGCAGAUUCAAAAAUUCUCACAGAAUUUACCAGUGAUAUGUUUAGAGAAAUGGAACAGUCUUCAAACUUAAUGCAAGAAAUGGAUUACUACCAGCCACCAAGUACUUCAUAUGCAGAGCCAUACUUAAGAGCACCAGAGCAUAAAGGAAAUUUCCAAAUUACCAUUCAAAGUAGACUCGAUGAAAUUAACAUAGAAAUUGCCGAUUUGAAAGCAAAAAGACAACAACAAGAAAUGAAAAUUGAAAAUAUUGAAAAUCUUGCUCUAAGGCAACGGUUUCAAGAAAUAGUAGAAAAUCUUUUACAAGAACAGCUAGAGAAAGAACAAGAGAAAUACGAACUUAUAGACAUGUUAAAACAAGGAUUAGAUUGAUUAGUCUUGUUUUAAUACUGAUCGACAAGUGAAUGCUACAGUGAAUAUUUUUAAUGUACGAAUAUAUUAAAUCCACAUUUUGAUAAAUCUUAAAUUUAUCUAUUUCAAAGAACUCUUUAUAAAAUGUUAAAUUUUUGUUUAUUUUUUAAUAAUUUUAUAAUUUUAAUUUAUUUUUAAUAACUUUUCUCAAAUAAUAUAUGUUUAUGCAGUCCGUCU